AUGAUUGGUUUAAAAGGUGAAAUGAGAGGUACAAAACAAAGAAAGCUGAGUGAGUCACCACAUACUAAUUUGCAUCGCAGUAAAAACUCAUCGAAGUCAUCAGAUAGUAGUUCUUCGUCAGGAAAAAAGCGUGUUACUCUGCAGAACAUUGAACAGGAUGAAGUAUCAACCGAUGUAUCAGAAUUGAAGUCGAUAGGAAAAGCACAAACGCUUGCUCAUUCAUCAGCUGAUUAUACAUUGAGUUUAAAUCAUUUGCUCGAUGUGAAUUCGCGCAAUGGUUCACAGCAAUCAAUACCUCUCAGUUCGAAAUUAGACGACUCUUUAGAUAUUACGAUUUAUUGGGCAGAUGAAAGAGGUCUCAAAUUUUCUCUAAUCGGUGGUAAAUUUGCAACAGCGUCAAGUUUGUUAUUGCUACUUGCUGACCAUUUGGGUAUCGUAGCUGAUAUUUUCAAGCAAGUAUGCGCUCUCUGGAUGGUAUCAGAUUUAUUAGAAGUGCAGUUGAAGCCACAUCAUAAUCCAUAUGAAAUCCGGAAAAACUGGAUGCAGUUUCUACAACGAUUCACGAAUGCUGAAAGUAAUGAAUUAGUUGCUGACGAGCCGCUUCUUGUAUUGAAGCGAAAUGUGCAACUUCCUGUUGAGCGAGAACGUGAAUUGGAGGAAGAUUAUAGUAACGAAAUAUUAACGGAAAUAUUGUAUAGAAGUGCAAAGCAAGAAGUUUUGAAUGGUCGAUACAUAUGUGACAUCGAUUUAAACAUAAAAUUGGCAGCCUUGCAAAUGGCUAUCGAUUUAGAACCAAAUGAAGACGUGGAUAUAAUGAAUGUGUUUGGAGAGGAGAUAGAGACAUUUUUUCCGCUGAAAUAUCGACAUAAUGUAAAAACAUUUCAUUUAUUUGGUAUUCCCAUUAUCGGUUGCAAGGGUUUGGAAACACGUAUCCUUCAAGAAUAUCGAAAUAUAAGAUUGAAUUUUGAGGGCAAACAUAGCUGUCGAAAAGCAUACCUCAAUAUUAUCCGCAAUACACCUUUUUAUGGGGCUGCAUUUUUUCGUGGAUACGUUGAACGGCCAUCAGGAAGACCAUUGAAGGAAAUCAAAAGAAUGAUACUUUCGGUGACGUUACCAGAUAUUCCGGUUCUUAUUGGAAUCAGUUGUGGUUAUGUUACAUUGAUCGAUGAAGCAAAACAAGAGGUUCUGCUGGUGCAACGACUUCAUGACUGUGAUUGCCGCUAUGUGGAUGAUCAUUUCGAAGUUGCGAUAUCAGCAGCCGUUUUAACUGAAUGCCCAUGUUUCCUUCUAACCUUUCCGGAUACUUCAUUUCUAAAUGACCAUAAUCUAAAUUCUGAAACUGAAAUGUUAAAAUUUUCGGAACAAAUUAAAGUGCUUCAGGUAUUUAGCAAACAAGCCAUAAUGAUUGAAGCUCUCAUGAAUUCUUUAUCCAAACUAAUGGAACGAAAUACUGAAGAGAACACUGAUAGCGUAAUAUCAAACAUAAAAUAUGAUAAUUGCCGACAGGAUCUCGAGGGAGCAGUAUCGGAUAAUAGCAGUCCAGAUGAUAGAAACGCAUAUGUAACUAACGUUUCAGUGAAUGAACAUAAUAUUCAACAAAGUCACAGCAACAGUAUUGGUAGUCAGUGUUCGAGUUCCCCAAGUUCGUCUCGUCUAGAUGAACAAACAAGAGGAAGUAGUAGUAGCACUAGUCGAAGUUUGACAAAUGUAUAUAACUCACCGAGCCCGCUUAUCAGCAAUAUUCAUAAACUUUGCUUGGCUACACUUGAUGCUGAUGGUCACUGUGUGGAUGCACAAGGUUCAUUAAGAGUUUUACUAGAGACCUAUCGUAUAUAUGUAAUGAUGAACGAUGUGAACAAGGUGAAUCAUUCGUGUGAUGUGACAUGUCGAGUUUGGUGUGUACAGUGGAAUCAUGCAGGCACGAUACUUGCAAGUUGUGGUGAUGAUAAAACAAUUAAGCUAUGGAAACGUAUUGAUGAUGCACCGUAUUUGGUAUAUUCUGGAACAAUAAGCGAUUCUCAUAAUAGAGCUAUUCGAUAUGUUGCAUUUUCACCAAAUGAUAAAUUCUUGGCUUCAGCUGGUUUUGAUGCUGCUAUUGUCAUUCAUCAGUUAUGCAAUAAUGACUACGAAGAAAUAAAUCGUUUAGAAGGACAUGAAAAUGAAGUAAAAUGUUGUGCAUUCUCACCAUCCGGUGAAUAUUUGGCAACUUGUAGUCGCGAUAAAUCAGUUUGGUUCUGGCAAUUAGAUGAAAACGAAGAUUUUGAGGUUGCAUCAAUUUUGCAGUCUCAUACGCAAGAUGUGAAAUUUGUGGUGUGGCAUCCAGUUGAUGAGUUGUUGGUAUCAUGCAGCUAUGAUUGCUCCAUUCGAUUUUAUCGUUUUGAUGGUGAGGAUUGGAUAACACAAGAAAAAAUCGAUAAUGCGCACAAAUCCACCAUAUGGUCAGCUGAUUUCUCAGAUGAUGGUAACUUCCUUGUAACUGUUGGAGCUGACUUCAUUAUCAAUAUUUGGAUGAAACAGGGAAUAAAUUUAGCGCCAUCGAAAAGUAAAUGGAAUAAGGUAACAAGUGUAUGCGUGAAAACGAAAUGGCCUCUGUACACGGUUUCAUGGAAUAAAUUACAUGGUAUUAUUGCUGUUGGUGGAGGAGAUAACGAAAUAAGGUUGUUUCGCUUAAAUAAUUCUAAAGACAACCCUCUCCUGGAAGAAUGUUUUGGAAGCUACAAACUCUCUUCAGAAAUCAACUGUUUAAAUUGGAAUCCUGUUGAAAGUAAUCUACUAACUGGUGCCACUGAUGAUGGUGGAAUUUGUGUUCUUCGAAUAAGUUUAUAA
Molecule: messenger RNA, 2826 nt
Organism: Brugia pahangi
Lineage: Eukaryota; Metazoa; Nematoda; Chromadorea; Rhabditida; Onchocercidae
Source: the annotation of a GenBank genome assembly